AUGGCCGCAGUGCACCAGUUCACGCUUCGCCCUGUCGACAUGCGCGACACUACCUCUCCUACUCGCCAUCCUGCUCACUACGGCCCGCCUCCCAGCCCGUCGCCGUCGUCAUCCUCGUCGGGCUCAUCCUACGGCGGCGCUCCCUCUGGUCGUACCAAUGGACAUAACGUCCACGUUCCGGAUGUAAAGCUGCCACAGGGUCAGCAUGGGACACCCAUGAACGCAGCGCCUAGAGCAUACCCUCCGCCGCCGACAGGUCACGAUCUCAUGCGGCUGUUCCCGCCGCCGCCGCCGAGCCAGUUCUCUGAGCUCAAGGGUGGACCAACCAGCUAUUAUUUCCACCGCCAGGAGCGCGCUUUCUUUGCUCAGGCUGGUCGCGAACAAAUUCGCAUCCGCCUUGAUGCCGAAUUCGCGCCGCGUCCGUCGCCGUCGACGGCCAACAUGCCUGCGCCGGCAAGCAUGCCCUCGCGCAACUGGGCGCCUCCACAAGCGCCUAUCCACCCCUACCCAUCCCAUAUGCCGGCAGCUCCUGUUGGCCCGCCCACAUCCGGACACGCCCAGGAUGUCGACGACGACGAGUUAUGGAGGCGUCCGACGCCAUACAAUGAGCGCCGUCGUGCAGGGAAACACACCAAGCGCGCCAUCAAGCCAUAG
Molecule: messenger RNA, 654 nt
Organism: Peniophora sp. CBMAI 1063
Lineage: Eukaryota; Fungi; Basidiomycota; Agaricomycetes; Russulales; Peniophoraceae
Source: the annotation of a GenBank genome assembly